AUGGCUUUUUCCUGUCUUUACCCAAUAUGCCAAUGCGACGAAAACAAAGGUGGAGGCUUGGCUCUUUUCGGCAACGGCAGUAUUCUGGGAAACAAAGCUAGAGCAACUUCAGGCCGAGCCACAAGCACAACUGCGUCAUUCUCGUCACCACCACCCAACCACUACCACCAGCGUUCGUCGCAUCCUGAGAUUGGCACGCGAGAGGGACAGCAGGGAAACUUACACCGUCAUACACUACCAUACUACGCUCAUGUAUCUUGUGCCAAGCUGCCCUUUGAACCCUUCUUCGAUAAAGCCACUCGCAUGGUCCGUGGCCACAUUUCAACCGAGGACGUGACGAAGCGAUUGAAAGAGAUCGAGUCAAGCUUGACGACCACGACCACGACCACGACGGCAUUGCAGGACGCGGCGCAGGUGCUACCCCCCAAGGAAAAAGAAGCGCCGACCAAUACGUUAGAGAUCUACACAGGCGAGCCUGAAGGGAGCGAGGAAACUGAAGCUUUACACCGACUUUUGAAGAAGAGCUGCGUCGAAAUGGCGAUGAACCGUAUCGAUGGCAAGGAGGAGCUCUAUGUCGGCGGCAUAUGGGCUUUGCGCCGCCCUUCAGCACUGAAGGAGCGCAACAUCACCCACAUUCUGUCCGUGCUGCGAUUCGACCCGGCCGGUCUCAAGAGCGAGACCGACACCUGGGAGAACUACGGAAAGAGCUACAAGCACAUGGUCAUCGACAUCGACGAUGUCGAGGAUGAGGACCUGCUCGUUCACCUGCCCAAGGCCGUCCGUUUCAUCGAGGAUGCGCUGUACCCCGGCAGCAGCAAGAAGAGCGUCACGGAUGGGCCUGAAGAGGAGACCCAGAAGGGCAAGAGCUUUGAGGAGAAGGCCAAGCGCUUGAAGGCGGCUGUGGCCAAGGAUUUGGAGACCGAGUCUGAGUCUGAGACGGAGGCUGCCUCGGCUAAAGCGGCGGCGGCAGAGGCGAAGCCCACAGAUCCGGAUGCCAUCCUCCCCGCCCCCCUAUUCGAGCAGCUGGAUCUCAGUUCUGACGGGGAGAAGCCGGACCCCAAUGCCCCAGGCGGCGUCUAUGUCCACUGUGCCAUGGGCAAGUCCCGUUCCGUCUCUGCCAUCGUUGCCUACCUCCUCUGGAAACACCCCUCCCGCUUCGGCAGGUCCGCGGCCUCGACGGCCGCCGCGCAGAACGGAGCAUCAGGAGGGGCGCCCAAGUCCGCUGAGGAAGCCGCAGCAGCGCAAGAGAGGGCUGCAGCCGCCGUCGCCGCCGCCGUGAAGUGGGUUCGCAAUACGCGAGAGAUUGCGGAGCCGAACCCGGGCUUCAUAAAGCAACUCGAGAUGUGGUGGAUCAUGGGGUGCCCUGAAGACGUGGCGUCGCACCCCAUUUACAAGCGGUGGGAGUUCCAGAGGGAGAUUGACGAGAGCCUUGCCGCGGGUCAGGCACCGACAAAGCUGCGGUUUGAGGACGAGGAAACGAGCAAGGAAGAGGCGGAGAGCGUCAAGGGCAUGGAGGUGCGGUGCAAAAAGUGUCGCAAGACGCUGGCUACGCCGCGCUUCGUACUCGAUCACGAGCCCGAUGCCCCUAGGGACCAGCGGCAGCAACAGCAGCCGUGCGGACACGUCUUUGUGGAGCCGCUGGGGUGGAUGAGGGAGGAGCUGGAGAAGGGGACGUUGGAGGGACGGCUGUCGUGCCCGAAUCAGAAGUGCGGCGCCGCCGUGGGCAGGUACAGCUGGCGGGGAUUCCGGUGCAGUUGCGGCGGGUGGGUUACACCCGGGUUCAGUCUGCAAAAGGGGCGUGUGGACGAGGUUGCUGCGAGGGUUCCUGGGGCUGGGGGUGCGGCGGCGAUGGGGAUUCGGAUGCCGCCUGGUUCGGGGAGGUUGUAG
Colletotrichum lupini is the source of this 1887-nucleotide messenger RNA. Its product is annotated as dual specificity phosphatase. Gene Ontology annotation, molecular function: protein tyrosine/serine/threonine phosphatase activity. NCBI's taxonomy places the organism in Eukaryota, Fungi, Ascomycota, Sordariomycetes, Glomerellales, Glomerellaceae. The transcript is spliced from 4 exons. Gene Ontology annotation, biological process: protein dephosphorylation. Gene Ontology annotation, cellular component: nucleus. The record is from RefSeq and is a predicted model, not a curated record. The coding region runs from base 1 to 1887 and encodes 628 amino acids.